UUCCAUUUUUACCACCAAGGUUGUGAACUGUCUGCUGCAGGAGCGAAUAACGUCCAGCAGAAGGCAGCAGAGCGGCAGUUACAGACUGCUGUCCGUGCAGAUGCCUGCUCAAAAAUAAUAAUUAAAAAAGACGUAAGGCUUCGCUUUUCAUAUUUAUGGAUCCAGUCUGAUUAUCAAUCUGCUUUAUGUCACAGAGCGCAGACACCAUGAAGGAAGUGGAUCAUGUUCACCACAUCAACUUUGAAAGUCUGCCUUUAGAGGACAAACUGCAAAUGAAACAGCUCGACGUCCAGCAGGAUGCUGGCGCAAACCAAACAACUGAUGUGGAGCAGCUCUUGGUGAUAAAAGAAGAGGUUCCUGAAGAAAACCUCCAAAUAAAGAAGGAAGAGGAAGAACUCUGCCCCAAUGCCGAUGGAGAGCUGAUCAACGAGGAGGAGGAAGAGACUGAGGACAACUGGUUCCCCUUCACGGUUGUUACUGUGAAGAUUGAGGAUGAUGAAGAGAAGCUUCAGUUAUCAGAUCUUCAUCACAUUAAAACUGAAGACAAUAUGGAGACAGAGGCUCCAAGCAGCAGCUCAGCUGAACAGAUGCAACAAAGUCCAGCAGGAGUUCAAGCGGGAUGGAAGGCGAUCCCGGGAAAACGGUGUUCGGACGAGGACCAACGGAUAUUGGCGAUUAAAGAAGAGGUUCCCGUUCUGUCGAGAUCCAGUUCAGACCAGAAGGACUCGGAGCUUAUCAAGAUAAAGAAGGAAGAGGAGGAACUGUGGAUCAGUCAGGAGGAAGAACGGCUUACUGUGAAGAAUGAAGAUGAAGAGAAAUUUCGGUUAUCAGAGCUCCAGGAAAUUAAAGCUGAAGCCAACAGAGAGGCUGAAUCUUUAACCAGCAGUUCAGCUGAACAGAUGGAAACAGAACCUGAUGGAGAGUAUGGUGGAGGACCAGAACCUUAUGGGGCUUUUAACAGUAUUUAUGGAAAAGCAAUAAAUAAUGAGACUGCUGUUAAAUUACACACAAUGACUCACACUGGAAACAGAAAACAUGGCUCUGAUCUUUGUGGUAAAGGAUUUAGAGAAAAGGGUUACCUUCAGACACAUCAGUCGCAACUUCGGACUGAAGAGAGAAUAUUUGCCUGUGAUGUUUGUGGCACGAGGUUUCAAAGACGUGAAACUCUUAAAAACCACAUGAGGAUCCACCCCACGGAGAGACAGUUCAUCUGCACUGUUUGUAGCAAAGCGUUUUCAAGACAAGAUCAUCUAAAGAGUCACACUCGUGUUCACACCGGAGAGAAACCGUUCAGUUGUAGUUUUUGCAGUAAAGGAUUUUCACAGCAAAUUCAUCUGAAGAGUCACAUGCGAGUUCACACGGGAGAGAAACCGUUCGUUUGUAGCUUUUGUAGCAAAGGAUUUUCGCGACAGGAUCUUCUGAAGAGUCACAUGCGAGUUCACACGGGUGAAAAACCGUUUGUCUGCGGUGUUUGCAGCAAAGGAUUCUCACAACAGAAUCACCUGAAAAACCACAUGGGUUUUCACACGACGCCGUUUAGCUGUAGCGACUGCGGUAAACGUUUUGUGAAGGAGGACCAGUUAAAGCGACAUGUGAGGCUCCACACGGAAGGAAGACCAUUUGGUUGUGACGUCUGUAAAAGCAGGUUUUAUAAAAGGUAUCAUCUUGAAAAUCAUAUGAGGAUCCAUUCAGGAGAGAAACCGUUUGUGUGUGGAGUUUGCAGUAAAGCAUUUUCACGAGACGGGGAUCUGAAGCGACACAUGGGUGCCCAUGAGGGCUGUAACUAAUGAGUCAAUAAAUCUAUGUUUUAUGAUCA
Poecilia reticulata (guppy) is the source of this 1816-nucleotide messenger RNA. RefSeq lists its product as uncharacterized. The record is from RefSeq and is a predicted model, not a curated record. Gene Ontology annotation, molecular function: DNA-binding transcription factor activity, RNA polymerase II-specific; RNA polymerase II transcription regulatory region sequence-specific DNA binding. Lineage: Eukaryota; Metazoa; Chordata; Actinopteri; Cyprinodontiformes; Poeciliidae. Gene Ontology annotation, biological process: regulation of transcription by RNA polymerase II. Gene Ontology annotation, cellular component: nucleus.